CCAAAAUAACCUUUCGUUGCCCCAUGAAUGAAAAUAACGUUGGAAACGUUAACCUCUCGAUAUAGGCUUGCCUCGUCCUUGUAGAUGGGUCCGGGGUAGAUUUUCUCGGGCGGCGAAUUUAAAGGGCAUUUUUGGCAUAAAGUAACAGGGAGCGGCACCACUGCUCUCGGUUUCUGUCGUCUUGGGCCUGCGGGGGCUUUUGCCUUUGGUGCUUCUCCCUCCCCCGCGGAGAAGAUGACGGGGACUUGUUUGGGAACGAUGAAGUUCGCGGACUUGGGCGCGAAUUUCGCACCCCAGCGGACGAUCUCCGAUCCUUCGUGGGCCUUCCGUCCGACUAGGAACUGGAGCAGGGCCGCUCCGAUCAAACCGGCGCCCCACUCUCCGGUAUCGGUUCUAGGCCGUAGACUCGGCCCCAGGCCUCCGCUUUCUUCCUCUUCCCCCGAUUUCGGACUCGUUUCUUCUACGGUUCAUCUACAGCCUCUGCAUCUCUUCAUUGUCCAGUGUAUGGCUGGUUUAUGGGAAUGGAGCUCCUUGCACACAGCACCGCUUGUUUUCGCCUUUGCUCUUUGAGAUUGGUUUGGCUAAUUCUCCUCCUCUCUUUUCCUGUACGGGCUUCGCUAAUUUCUGCAGAGUUUCCCGAUGGCAGCGUUGUGUUCCGCUUUGAUGUUCUUGAUGGCAACGCAACUGAUGCGCAGCAGUUGGACACUUUACCAACUUUUUUCGAAAAUUCAGGUCUUCCGACCGAAGAUUCUCCGGGGUCAAGAUCUGGUGAGAUGGAAAAUAGUCUACAGUUCUCUGAUCAUGGAGACCGAAUGGAACUCGAUGACGAGACUUGCCACUUUGAUGUUCAAGAGGAAAAUGAGCAAAUUAAACCUGAAAAUGAUUUAGCAGAUUCACACGGACGUGUUAGUGAGAGACAAAGUGUAGAUGAAUAUCGUGCAUGCAUUUCUGAUGCAGAGAAGGUGACAACGAAUGCACCGCUGGAAGAUGCAGAAGGUAGAAGCGUUGCGGAUGAAGAUGUCGGGAAGGUUUGUCAAGAAGACUUUGGAUCCAAUGGUGAUGUACGGGGAGUAUCAAGCACUUUUGUUAUUGAAGAAGAGGUAGAGGGUGCUCAACUAUCGAGUGGAAUUGCAGACAUUUCAUCUACUAACCGUAUAGGCACUACCGGUAGAGAGUUGGAUCAGAUUUCUCAUGAAGUUCCUGCUUCAAAAGGUGACCUACAAGGAGGAUCAAGUAAUUUUGUCAAUGAGAAAGAGGUUGAAGAUGUUAAAUAUUUGAAUGCAAGUGAAGAUUUUUCAUCUGCUAGAGAAAAUAUGCUCACUAUAAUUGAAGAGGUAGAGGUGGGCCAUCAGGGAACGGAGCUAGAGCAGGCUUCUGUUGAAGUGUCUGUACCAAAGGGUGAUCUACAAGGGUCACCAAGCAUUUUGAUGAUUAAGGAGGUUGCUGAAGAUGUUGAGCCAUUGGACCGAAGUAGAGAUAUUUCCACCACUGUAAAGAGUGCUGGUCUCAUGGAUGGAGAAGUGGAGCAGGUAGAAGAGGAAAUUGAUGUACCAAGAGCUGAUCCUGAGGGAAUAAGAAGUACUUACAUACUGAAGAAAAAGAUGGAAGGAGUUGGACCAUUGAAUGGAGACAACAAAUUUUCAACUACUCAAAGCAUGGAUGUUCUUAAUGGAGAGUCGCAGCAGUCAGAGGAAGAUUCUGUAUCUGAGGGUAACCUGGCACACUUGACAAGUACUUCACUGGCAGUGGAAAAGGGUGAAGGCAAUGAAUUACUGAAUAGUGCGGAAGGUGCUUCAUCUACUACAAUGAACAAGAGUUUAGGUGGAGACAUAGAAUAUGUAUCUCAGCAGAACUUCAAUAAUUUAUUUGAAAAUAUAGAGCUGGAAGAAGAAUGUGUUACAAAUGAAUCACCUGAAGUUGAACAUCCAGAAGGAGGUGAAAAAUAUGGUGGAAGUUCAAAGCUUCAGGACUCGGGAGUUCCCAACAUUAUGGAUGUGCAGGCUACUCUAGAUAUUAAUCAUGAAAGACAAUUUCCAGGACCAAGUUUGAACCUCUCUUCCGGUGUGGCCAUGCUUCCUCAUCCCUCCAAGGCUUUGACAGGUGGAGAGGAUGCCUUCUUUUUGUCAAACAAUAACUGGCUGGGAGUGGCUGAUGGAGUUGGACAAUGGUCGCUUGAAGGAAUUAAUGCCGGGCUAUAUGCUAGGGAGCUCAUGGACAAUUGUUUUAAGUUCGCCUCUGAUCAUGGAGGAACUCUAAUCAAACCAGAGCAGCUAGUUCUACAUGCUGCUGCAGAAACAAAUUCUGCUGGCUCAUCUACAGUUUUAGUUGCUAAAUUUGAUGGUCAGGUUCUACAUAUUGCAAACCUUGGAGAUUCUGGGUUUGUCAUUAUCAGAAAUGGUUCUGUUUUUAAAAAGUCGACACCGAUGGUAUAUGGGUUUAAUUUUCCAGUGCAGAUUCAGAGAGGAGACAACCCCUCAGGGAUUGUAGAGGAAUAUGAGAUUGUUUUGGACCAAGGAGAUGUAAUUGUUAUGGCAACAGAUGGAUUGUUUGAUAAUCUAUACGACGAGGAAAUAGCAACCAUUGUGUCAAAUUCCCUGAGAGCCAACUUGGGAGCGAAGGACAUAGCAGAUGUAUUGGCAGAAAAAGCACAGGAAAUAGGGAGGUCAACAGCUGUAAGAAGCCCAUUUGCUGAUGCAGCCCAUUCUUUUGGUUACACCACGUACACUGGUGGGAAACUCGACGAUGUUACUGUUGUUGUUUCCAUAGUUCACAGCUAUUACAAGUAAUCUCUACAGCAUUUUCGUUUUCCCCUUUUUUGCUGUUCUAUUAUCUAUUUUCAUGUUUUUUUUUUUGUAAAUAGUUGUAAAGGAAAUUUCUUUAGUUUAUUACCAUCUUGAGCGGCAGUAGGCGUUUUUGCUCAUCUGAUUGGACCUUCCAGUAAUCAAUUCACUAGCCUUCUCCACAUGUUUAUGGAAGUUA
Molecule: messenger RNA, 2979 nt
Organism: Nymphaea colorata (pocket water lily)
Lineage: Eukaryota; Viridiplantae; Streptophyta; Magnoliopsida; Nymphaeales; Nymphaeaceae
Product: probable protein phosphatase 2C 62
Exons: 9
Coding region: 516-2786 (756 amino acids)
Source: RefSeq, a predicted model, not a curated record